Molecule: messenger RNA, 2994 nt
Organism: Ustilago hordei
Lineage: Eukaryota; Fungi; Basidiomycota; Ustilaginomycetes; Ustilaginales; Ustilaginaceae
Exons: 1
Coding region: 1-2994 (997 amino acids)
Source: RefSeq, a predicted model, not a curated record
AUGGCGAAAACAAAGACACCCGUCAUAGACCUCGAGCAGGAUGAAGAUGGCUGGAUUGGCGGUGGGGCUAGCCAGAGCAUCUACGCUCCCAAGCCCAACGCCAAUCCUACCUCUCACAUGUCUCCUCCUCCUGCGCCAAAAGCCACCGCCAAACCAUCACCCAAAACACCAGCCCGAGACAAAUCCUCCCGAUCUUUACGAGGACGCAUGGAUAUGGCGCAGACUCCCCCACCCAAAUCGCGCAAUGCUAAUCACAACAGUGCAGCAGAGGCCUCCCCAUCAUCCACCACCACACCUUCGCCCUCCAAUCAGCAAGAAUCUACAUCACCCUUCCGUACAACCCCCUCACAAGGCAUUCGCAGACCCAGCGCAAAGAUCCCCUCUCCUCUACCACUCACCAGUCCUGCACGCAACAAUGGCCCAGUCUCACCACUCAACACUCGCACACCACUAAGCGCUUCCCACCCUAUCCCGGAAACUCCGCUUAAGCUAUCGCAGCGUGGUGGACCCCAAACUCCCGCAACACCUCAUUAUCCUAUCUAUCCUCGCCACUCGCAUUCGAAUAGUCAAGAUGAUGAUGCAGCACGUGCAAGCGGUCUCGGUUUGGGUUUGACGCCGCUGAAACAGUCAGUACCCCUUGCACCGAGUCCAGACAAUGUCAGGAGUGCAUUGGACGAUGCAUUGCAUUUGCGCGGUAGAGCGGCGUCUAACGCUUCAAUCGGGUCCCCGCUCAAGUCGGGUAGGAGUGAUUUACAUGGUGAACCGCUCGCACUCGGCAGCUCGCAGGGAGGAGGAGGGAAUGGUCAGAUCGACUCAAUGCUGGAUCGUCUUGGUAACGCUCGUUCGGGGUUGGGGACCAGUGCGAGUAUGUGGGCUCCAAAACCAGCACCUAGCCACAACAGUGCAAAUACCUCGUCAUCUAGCUCCAAUAUGUCGCAUACGAUCGGAUCGGGAUUCUCAGCAAGCAACCUACUCGGAGUGCAAACCGGUCUUGAUCGCAAACGACCCAGUCAUCGCCCGAACGGCUUGCAAUUGAGCUUGGGACAAGAAAUCAGCGUUAUGCAAAAACUGGCAGAGGGUGCGGAAGAAGAGUACCCCACAUCUAACGUUUCCUUCGCUACUGUUGGGAAGACUUUCAAAAUCGAUCCUCCAGCAGAUGGCGACCAAGAUGGGUGGCAAGGAAUUGUAGUUCCCCCAACCCCGUCCCUCGGAUGCGACUCACCUGAUUCUGAGGACGGUGCCAAAGCGCCCCCCUCUCGCAGCCUGGAUGCGUUUGGUUGGGGAAACUCCGAACCGCGCAAAUCUUCUCUCUUCUCCAAACUGCCAUCCUCCUCAACCCUCGAAGCGAAUUGGAGUGGAGACGAUGACGACGAUCGUAAAGACGAUGUCGAAGUAUUCGAAGAUAUCCAACGAGCCGCAAGAACCUCGAAAGACAAACGCCAUUCUCCACUCCCCCCGCCAUCUUCGAUCAAAUAUGGGAAAUCGAGAACUCCCUCACCCACGCAUCUUGGUCUACUAGCAAAAUCGCCUCAGCUUGAAGAUAAGGGUCGGACUUCACCUUUGCCUACUCCAGCCGGGGUAGAGGGAGGGAUGAAGCGAUUGUCGCCAGCUUCGGGGAGGUUGCAGUUGCCCUUGACGCAAGAUUCAGAUGGGGACGAUGCGGAUGUUGAGACUGAAAACCUCUUUUCGGAAGGGAGGGAGAGGAAAGGUAAAGCGCAAGAAGGAGCGGAUAGUUUGCAGGUAAACGCCGGAGGGUUAGAGAAGAAACGUUCUUUGAAAAGAGAUAAAUCUGAGAGGAUAAGGGGUAGAAGAGCUAGUCAGAGUAAGGAGAAGGAUGUGAAAUUGACGACCACCAAUCCUGUACAGGGUAGUGCUACAGUUUCACUUCCCACCUCGAACUUUGCUUCUAAAAGUGGUGGUGAGGAUUUGGUGCAGAGUAUCGAGAAGGUUAGCUUGAACGAUGAAGCUAAGCCUCAGCUAGCAGCAAUUGCAUCGAAGACCGAAACACCGGUGGCGCAGAGGGUGCAAACUAUCCCAACAGUAAAAGAUGAUCUGUUCUCCUCGCCCGCUGAGCCAAAGGACGACCUGCCCUGCACUGAGGUCAAGGCAGAGGAGCCUACGCCACCAACGUCUACUUCAGCAACACCAGCACCAGCAGAACCAUCACAGCACAAGGAAACGAACAAAGAGGCAAAGGAGGAGGAAAUGAAGAAAGAUGAAGAGAAAACACCCGAACCAACCUCCAGGAAACAAAUGUCAUUCGAUUGGGCAGCAGACGACGAACUCGGUGAUGAACUUCCAGAUCUUGAUGACUGGGGGGUGACCCUUACUCCUGUCAAGCCAAUCACAUCUUCUGCUGCUCAUACCGAAACUGAAUCGGUGCCUAAGACUUCUACCCAGAAUCAAAACAAGGGUGGGGGGAGAAAUGGGAAGAGUAAGCCUGAAGAAGGAGUUUGGAGACGAGGAGGGAUGCUUGAUGCCCCGCCCAAAGGCAAAGCUUCAGGAGACAGGAAAUCAAGUGGAAAAACAGGCCGAGUAGGGAGCAAGACCCGUGCUGGAGUGGGGAUCCGAAUUGCAGGUAGAGCCAAAUGCGGCUCACUCUCCCCAGAGCCAGAAUCAGUUGCACCUCCUGCUAGCACUCCCUACGGUCGUUGGAAAACCACUCUUUCUAACACUGCAGCGAAAGAAGAUCAAGGACUAUCGAUCAAAGGUAUCGCCUCUACAAAUCGCAAGCCUGCCACCACCGGGCCCAUAAAAGACGUCAGACCGCGUAUUGCAGCAGACCGAGGCGCACUAACGAAACUUAUCGCCCCCGAUGCAGGCCAACCACAACAACCCAAAGUUGGCGGAGGGGAGAGAGGGUCAAGGAAGAAUUCGCCCGCAGUGGACAAGGGAGCGGAAUGGAAAAAGGGAGCUAGUGUUAAGUAUAGUACUCAUGCACCACCUAGUGGAGCAUCUACUAGGAAGAGAGGCGGUUUCGGGGCAAAGAAAUAA